GUGAUAUCGCGCUGAUGGUCUGUCACAUUAUUUCUCACUGACACCGUCUGAGCGCAAGAGCACCACGGCAAAAGAUCCGCUUAAAAACACUUCAUAACACACAGCUGUGGUGUUUUCAUCUGCAAGUGUUUUUCCGGCGUGGAAUCGGAGAGGAGGAAGAGAGAGAGAGAGGUGGGAUAACAUAAGCCGGAAGGAAAUGCCAAUCGCCGCUACUGGUCAUUCAGCGUCUCAAGAGCCCCGCGUCUGUUCCCCGGAUCCCGUCCCUAAGCGCGCUGAUUUAUGCGAGGACGCAGGGGCUCGGGAAGCGGAAUACGUGGGUCUGGAGGGGGGCCACAGCCUGGGCGGCGCUAGACUCUUCGGAGCGUUUGAGAGUUCUUCCGCGGCUUCUCAUUCCCCUCCCGCGUCCUCUUUCCACCACCACCACCAUCCGGUGACUAUGGAGCCCCCCAGGACUCGAUCGCGUUCACGGUCUGGAUUUUACCAUGCUGGAUUUUCUAACGCGAACGCCAGCGGGGGUGGUGCUCUGAGUCCCGCUGGAGGAGUAAGCCACCAUCAUUACCACCACCAACAGCAGCAGCAACUCGGAGCUGCUUACGGACACACGGAAAACCUGCGGCCGCCCGGGAGCAUGCUCUCCCCGGGAAGCCACAGACACGCUGGGCCUGGAACGCACAGAAACACCGGAGCAGGUGCAAUGGGAGGAGUAUACCACUAUAAAUCAGAGCAUGCUUAUGCAGAUGCCACUGACAAGACGGAGGACUCUCCCAGUCCAAAGAGACAGCGGCUUUCCCAGCAGUCUGUACUGGAGUUUACCUCGGCCCAACCUUCCACACCCUCGCCACCAAUCAGACCAUGGGAGCUUCCACCCAGUCGCAGGCCACACCCCUAUCCCCACCCACACUACCACCCAGAACGUUGCAACACACCUGCACGGCACAGACGCAGUCCUCCAGUGCGGCGUCAGCGUGGCCGACGGGAGCGUUUAUCUCGACACCACCCUCCUCAUGUUUCCCCGGGUGUGGGGCAGGAUGAAAACUACCGGCACCCUCCUCACCCACUUUCUCUUCUUGCCUACGGUCAGCCACCAUCUCACCCUCCACCCGGCCUUGAUGAGCCCCGGGCCUUUCACCCCCCUACACUCUCGCCACGGUUAUUACAUCCUCCGCAGCAAGGCGCCAUGGUGAUGGACCUCCAUGAACAGCUCCCUCAGGGUACUGUGCCGGUAUCAUACACUGUAUCUCCAGUGCCACCCCAUGGUCUGCCCGCUCCCCUCUGCACGGGACAGCAUCUCCCAGCAUGCUCCUCUCAGCAGCAGGUGCCUCCCUGUUCUGUGGUCUUCAGUGGACAGCAACACUAUCCAAUCUGUAGCGUACCGCCUCCAUUGUCUUUCCUGCAGAUGUUGCCGGCGUGUUCGGUGCAGCAUUUGCCUGUGCCGUUCGCGUUUCCCUCUCUUCUCUCAAGUGAUCCACCAUUCCUGCUUCAUCCUCCUCAUCUCUCACAUCAUCCGCCCCACCUCCCCCCACCUGGACAGUUCUUACCCUUCCAGACACAACAAUCUCGAUCUCCGCUGCAGAGGAUAGAGAAUGAGGUGGAGUUGUUGGGGGAUCACCUCUCUGUAGGUGGAGGGUUUAACUACCCUCACUCGGGGCAUCCCAGCCCUCUGCCCCAUUCCACCCCAUUGCAGUUCCUCUCCCAUGAACCCCUGCACCAGGAGCUCUUCGGAGUGCCAUAUCCCCACUUCAUGCCUCGAAGAAUUACAGGCCGACGCUUUCGCUCUCAGCAGGCAGUACCUCCACCUCCUUACCACCCAAGUCUGCUGCCCUACUUCCUAUCUGUUCUUCCAGUCCAGCCAACAGCAGUAGGUCCAGCCAUUAGCUUGGAGCUCGAUGUUGAUGAUGGAGAGGUUGAGAAUUACGAGGCUUUGUUAAACCUUGCUGAGCGUCUUGGAGAAGCAAAGCCUAGAGGUUUGACCAAAGCCGAUAUCGAACAGCUGCCUUCCUACAGAUUCAACCCCAGCAACCAUCAGUCUGAGCAGACUCUGUGCGUGGUGUGCAUGUGUGAUUUUGAGACUCGUCAGCUGUUGAGAGUACUGCCCUGUAAUCAUGAAUUCCAUGCCAAGUGUGUCGACAAAUGGCUCAAGGGAAACCGAACCUGUCCUAUUUGCCGAGCAGAUGCCUCUGAAGUCCAACGGGAUUCGGAGUGACACCAUUCACAGAACACACACACACAUACAUGCACACCACCGUACACUUCUCUUUCUUUGUUACAUUUAAAUUAACUUCCACGUGCAUAAUUACUACUCACGCACAAAUACUGCUGCAAAUGAUUCGGAAUUUUAUGCAUCAAAAUAAUUUAUUUCAUAUUCAUCUAUAGAAAAAACACACGUGUCUUUUUGGUUGUUUGAUCACUAAUUCUCUUUGAGUGGAAGUCCAAAGAUUCUGGUUCAUAUUAUCUUUCUUUUUUUUACGUGUGUGUGUGUGCGUGUGUGUGUGUGUGUGUGUGUGUGUGUGUGUGUGAUACAUUGUAUGUAUGUGUGUGUAUACAUACAUACAUGCAUAUUGUUUAGUUCUCUUUGAGGGUGGUCUUGUGCGAUUGAGUGAGUGCACUAACAUUCCCAGCUAUGUGAGCACACUUUUAUGUGGUGGUCUUUACGAAGGUUAAUGUUGUGAGCAUGGGCUUUUAUAUUUUCCCAACAAAUUUAGCUAUAUAUAAAUAUGUAUGUAUGUAUGUAUGUAUGUAUCAAUUUAGAGGGACAAAUGACCAUUCAUAAUUUUUUUUUAAAUGGGGGGAAAAAAAAUGUUUUUUGUUUUUCCACAAAUGAAAAAGGAUGGCAAAAGAUUAAAAUUGUAUCUAUACACGAAGAGGAGCUUUUGGGUGGGUCUUUCUCAAUUAUGAUUUAGCAGUCUUUAGAGAAUUGGAAUACUGUGAGGUGUGUCUGCUUUUGUGUGAAAGAGAGUGUGUGUAUUAGAAAAUCAAUUGUGUUAUUUAUGUCUUAUGUGUGGUACAGAACACUGGCUUUCCACUCUCACUUUUAUUCCCGUCUGUGAUUGCCUGAGGAUGCGCACUGACAUGGCGUGUGAUUGGUUUGGAGGAGCAGUGGAAUGUUCUUAUUAAAUGUGCUGUUUUCUAAGGUUGUUUUUUUCCCCCCCUCUCCAUCCACUCCGUUUAUCCUGCUGCAACCUUUAUUCUUCAGUUUUCUUAUGCUACUUAUCGUGUUUCCCAAGCUUUUUGCCAUUUGCAAAAAUUAAUCAUAAGAGUUUUGAAUAGUUUUUCUUGUUUAUUAGUUGAAUGAAUCUGAAUUCUAAAUUCAUAGCCAAAUCUUGCAGAUUGUAGCCACUGACUGUGCAAACAAAGCAGAAAAUGAAUAAAGAUUUGGGAUUAAACUAUCACUACUUUGCUUAUUAAACACUUGGGGCACUAUAGCAUCAUUUAUUAUUAUCAGGUGGCUUUCUAGACACCGAUUAAUGCACGCUCUUAGCCUUAAUUCAUGCAUUUUUUUAAGGGUUGUGGGGAGUGUGCACACAUGCCUGUUUAAAGUAGACUUACAUGAGGUUACAUUGUAGCAUUUCUGUUUCUUUCAAAAAGGAAGCACACAGAUUUUGCUGGGCAAAAGGGAGGGCAAAACACAGACACCGCUGAAGAGAACGCUUGUAGAAUUGUGAUGCAUUAAGUACCUUUUGUUUUGCAUGUCAAUGCAUCCCUUGGCCUUUUAGCAAAUGGUUUACAUCUCUUUUCCUUUUAACUGUUGUUUUGCUCUCUCACUGCCCUCUCUAUACAGUUAUCUUUUCAAAAACGGCCCUCCAGCACACUCACUCUCAUAACCUCCAUAAGGCUGUUAUAACCAUUCAUGGCUAUGCGUGUACUUUAGUGUGUGUGUGUGUGUGUGUGUGUGUGUGUGUGUGUGUGUGUGUGUGUGUGUGUGUGUGUGUGUGUGUGUGUGAUAUUAUGCCAUGCAUUGUUAACAUUAUGAAUGGAUAUAACUGCCUCUGUCACACUAUGUAGGCUCUAUGACUGGUGUAGAACAUGUUCGUCUCAGAGCCUGCAUUGUUUUAAUGAGAGAUGCCUUUAAACCAUUCUCCAGUGUUGUCCGCUUUAGUGUCAUAAGUCGAUGACGAUCUCAGAAUUUUGACUUCAUCUCUUUGCAAACAAAUGUGCAUUACCUUACCUAACAAUUGUCAUUUCGUGUUAUAAGAUUUUUAUUUUUCCCUGCUUGGUACAAUAGCAGUUACCUCAGUUUUACUAUUAGUUUUUUCCCUGUUCUUUUGCGAAACCAAUAAGAGAGCUUAUGAAUUAUCCGGCUUUUGUUAAUUGGUUGUUUUAAUUCUACCAUUAAAAAUACAAUUGUAUCAUUUAACUUGUUGUAGUUUCGUAUGUAUAAUAUCUGUAACCAAAAUCAUUUUAAGGCUUUACAUACAUUUUUUUUUUUUUUAACAGACAUUUGUAAAAAAAUGUUAUGAGCGAUAAUCCUAGAAAUGCAAAUGUUUUUUUUUUUUUUCACUUUGUCUUUGACCCCUAUUCACAGUCUAUUGGAUUUCAAAGGGUGGCUCAGUAAUAAAUGUAUAAUGUUCUCUUCCACAUCUUGAUCCUUUCUGUUCUUCACUUUUUCCAUUCUUAUCUCUUUAUCUCUGUUAUCCACAUUCACAUGUUCAGGUCUUACUGAUGUAUUAACUUGGGUCAUAGCCAUAGGGAUGUAUCUGGCAGCUAAAUUAAACAUUGUUUAUAGAUCACAAUAUGUUACCUCACUAUACUGUAUUGCUAUUCUAACUCAAAACAAUACAGUUUAAGUUAACAAUUUUCCUACAUUAAUAAUUGGGGGGAAAGAAACCAUCACUUGUUUUACUUCUAACAAUGUCUGUAUCCUCCGGACAGCUAGAUUGUAAGGGGUUUUGUUCCACCCUGUUUUUAGACACUGUUGUGCCUAUGGACACUCAAUUAAUGUUGCCAUGGCCCUUACUUAAUUGAAUUUUCAAGAAGAAUUAAUUUUAUUCAGAAGAAGUCCAUUCAGACAUAAUUUAAUUGGAUUAGGUGAAAUCAGUGUACUAGAGUAGUUUUAACUCCAUUUUAAUAGGUUUGUUUAAAUUAAAUGUGGAAAUGUUUAACUUACGAAUGUUAUGUUGGUCCAACUUGAUUUAUUUUAUUAAUCGUUAGGAUAUGCCAGGUGAACAAGUGUAAGGAGUGACAUUUUUGCACAGUCAAUUUGCCAAAACUCCAACAUAACUCUUUUUUUAAAAAAUACCAAUAUAACAGAACAUAGCCAUUAACAAAACUCUUAUUCUCGUCUUUCUCAAAAAUCCAUAAAAUAACACUUAAUUUCAACACCCCAUCUAGUCCCAUACAAAGCACACUGAGGAAAUCCCCAUGCUACAAAAAGUAUUAAUGUAGUCCAAACUCAAAUAUAUCAAGUUGUGACAAAAUGUUCUAAAAUUGUGUUGCAUUUAUAUUAAACUGGUGUUUUUUGAGAGCGAGAAAGCAGAGUUGAGCACUUAUUUCCAAAGCACCGAAAAUCCAAUGAAGGUGAAUGAGAAACCAGUGAAUAGCAAUAUAAUUUAUCACCAGGACCUAUCUGAUCCCACCCCUAAUAAAUAAACAUCGUUCUGUUAAUGCUGAAAGACAUCCAGACAAAAGUAGAUAAUUGCAGUGGCAGCUAGAUUGGCUGAUAGCAUUUACUAACAUGUGGAGGCUGUGGUUGGUGUACCAAUUGCUUCUCAACAGGCAAGGCUUUACAUUAACACUUGUCCAAGACAAGUGUGUUCUAAAAGAUUCCGACAACUGAAAUGUCAAAAUGUUCACUUGCAUAUAAAGUUGGAUUAUAGAUUAGUGAUGAAAGCACAAACAACAUUAAUGAGUAGGUGCAUGUAAAGGUACAACUAUGACCACUCAUCAAUUUGUAAAGCAAGCUUAAUCAUUCGUUGGAGUUAGUCCAUUCCUUAAUGAAAAACUCAGUCACAUUGAGUAUGCUUUGAAUUGUUGAACAAACUAUAAUAUCUUUUAAUCUCAUUUGAAAGUUUGUAUCAACAAAUGUUUUUGCAAUGCACAUUUGACCAAAGAAAAUAUUUUCAGAUUUAUAUUUUUCAUGCAAUAGUACAAAUUAGGUACGCAUUGUGUUCAUGGACUAAGGGGCAUUUGGGGAGUCUUUCACA
Messenger RNA from Xyrauchen texanus (razorback sucker), 6140 nucleotides. RefSeq names its product E3 ubiquitin-protein ligase RNF38-like. The transcript has 13 exons. Lineage: Eukaryota; Metazoa; Chordata; Actinopteri; Cypriniformes; Catostomidae. The coding region runs from base 197 to 2203 and encodes 668 amino acids. The record is from RefSeq and is a predicted model, not a curated record.